AUGCUAGGCUGAUCGGCCAGACUGGCUGAAGCUUCCUUCUCGUUUGGAGACGUGAAGCCCAGAGUCGGAGUCGCCACCCUGCAGCCCGGCGAGCACCGGAAGAUGUGCCCGCUGCCGGAAAGUGGAAGCUCCUUGCUGGUGUGGGCUGGCCCCACCUCGGCUCUGGUUGAACCUCUUAUCGGGCACAGCACGUCGGCCGAGGGCGCAGACCCAAAGGCAGACGCGGGGAGGCGGCUCAAACCCUCGAAAGUAAAAGUAAAGAUAAAGGAUUCUGAGCGGCAGCUUCCGGCAGGUCGUGGAGAUGUCAGGGCGAAGCGCUUGCAUAGAUCGGAAGAAGGGAUAUAUAGAUGCAAAAGACUAAAGCAGCAGCGUCAGAAGGAUUGCCAACAGACCCCUUUGCCACUGCUCAUCAUCCCUUCACUGCCCUUCGCCGACAUGUCAGCAGAAACAAAAGCGGAAGAGUAUCCGGUGGACAAGGGCCUAGGAGCUUCCGCCUCGGUGCACUCUUUGGCCCGGGGUGACAACUCUGGGUCUGCCAACAUGAGCUUCGGUCAGAGGGUCUCUGCCAACAUCAAGCACUUGGGCACCCGUGACGCUUGGCUCGGAGACCACGACUAUGCGGCCCUCUUCAUGCCCAGGUGGCCGUAUGGACGCGGCAAGAACCUAUCCUUCCUGGAGCGUACUGAGCAGCCCUUCUAUGGUCUCGAUGAUGACGUACCCAUCGUCCUCGCCGCCAUUCUUGGCCUGGCCCACUGCCUCGCCAUGCUUGCCGGUAUCAUUACUCCUCCUAUCCUCAUCUCCGGCUAUGCGUACUUUGACGAUGCGACCAGCACCUACCUUAUCAGUGCUUCUCUCAUCACAUGUUCCAUCUUGAGCGCAAUCCAGAUGUCGAGGAUCCCUCUUGGCGGUCACUACCAGCUGGGUACUGGUCUACUUUCGGUGGUAGGAACGAGUUUCGCAACGCUGUCGGUCAGUGAGACCGUCCUGGAGGUUCUCUACUCGAAUGGCACAUGCGCCACUGUCAAUGGUGUUCGUCAGGCUUGUCCAGAGGGAUACGGCUCUAUCCUUGGCACGGCUGCGCUUUGCGCCCUCCUUGAAAUCGGGCUCUCCUUUGCCCCAAUCAAGUUGAUCAAGAAGGCUCUGCCUCCCAUGAUCACAGGACCCGUCAUCGUUCUCAUCGGCACGUCGCUGAUCCAGUCUUCUGCCUUCCCCAAUUGGGGAGGUGGAUCCGGCUGCAACACCACACCUGCCACUGCCUGCUUCGAUCCUCAGGGACACCUCUGGGGCGAUGCCCGCUACAUCGGUCUAGGUUUCCUCUCCUUCAUUACCGUCGUGCUGAUCGAGAUAUUUGGUAGCCCACUGAUGCGCUCUUCUGCCAUCGUCCUCGGUCUGCUCCUGCCUCUGGUCGUGGCUGGACCGACAGGAUACAUCUCCCGCAGCAGUAUCGAUGCUUCUGAGCCCAUUACCUUCCUUUGGGUACACACUUUCCCCCUCAAGAUCUAUGCUCCGGCCAUCCUGCCCUUCCUUGCAGUCUAUCUCUCCCUCAUGGCAGAGUGCAUCGGUGAUGUCACUGCCUCGGCCGAAGUGUCGAGGCAGAGUGUGACGAGCAAGGCCUUUGACAAGAGAUUGCAGGGAGGAGUUCUGAGCGAUGGCUUCGGCUCUCUGCUUGCAGCUCUCUUCACCAUUACUCCCGUCUCCGUCUUUGCUCAGAACAACGGUUGUAUCGCCCUGACAAGGUGCGCGAACAGGAAAGCCGGAUACUGGGCCUGCUUCUGGCUCUUCCUCUUCGGUGUCCUUGGCAAGAUUGGUGGAGCAAUCCGGGCUAUUCCCAAUUCGGUGCUCGGAGGCGUGACCACGAUCCUCUUUGCCUCGGUCGUCUGCUCCGGUCUGGCUGUGCUGUCACGCAUCAAGUACACCCGUCGGACGCGCUUCAUUCUCACCCUUUCCCUUGGUCUGGGCUUCGGAAACCUCUUGGUGCCAGCCUGGUUCGCAAGCGUCUUUACAUACUCUGGCACCAACGAGGCCUUGCAGGGGUUCAUCGACUCGAUUGAGAUCAUCGUUGAGACACCCUUCCUCAUCUGCGCAUUUACCGGAAUUGUAGCGAACCUCAUCCUGCCAAUGGAGCUGGAGGACCGACAGGUUCAGAUGGUGCUGGAGGAGCAGGCGAGGGAUGAGGAUAUGGAGGAGGCCGGUCACUAGACUGUUCGUUGCUCCCUUGCUCGCUACUUUGACGACUCCCUUGUAUUAUCGGCAUUCUCUUCCGCUCUCGCUGUCACGUUACACCUUUUGGUUCCAUCUCUGGAAGUGCAAUAUUACCAUCUCACAAAUUUAUCAUGGGAC
Messenger RNA from Microstroma glucosiphilum, 2340 nucleotides. Its product is annotated as Xanthine/uracil permease. The record is from RefSeq and is a predicted model, not a curated record. The transcript has a single exon. Lineage: Eukaryota; Fungi; Basidiomycota; Exobasidiomycetes; Microstromatales; Microstromataceae. Gene Ontology annotation, cellular component: fungal-type vacuole; membrane. Gene Ontology annotation, molecular function: xanthine transmembrane transporter activity. Gene Ontology annotation, biological process: xanthine transport; transmembrane transport. The coding region runs from base 103 to 2199 and encodes 698 amino acids.